GGCGGUAGUCGAUAGGGCUCGAUUAGUGAUGUCUGGAUCGGGCAGCUCAGGGAAGAGACCACGCUGCUGGAGGAAUGGACGCGUUCGACUUGUUUAGGAAACUCGGAGCUGGAGCUAAAUUCGACCUGAAGAGGUUUGGCCAAGACGCAGCUCGGUUCAAGGUUGUCAGAUCUCCGGGAGGGGAAGCCUCGUCAGAUGCUCUCUCUGCGAUCGAUUACUUUGGCACAGGAGCAGCCAAUGGAGCCCAGAGCAGGACCACAGUGCUGGAGGAUGAGGAGGUGGAGGACGGAGGAGGAGAAUCUGAGGAGGGAGGUGAGAGUGGAGAGUCUUAUGAAGUAGUCAAGAGGAAGCGAGAGGAUGAAGAGAGGGGCGUGAGGACGAAGAAGAAAAAGAAAAAGAUGAAAAGAAUCCAGGUGGAUGUGGAAGCUGGAGGCAGUCAGCUGAAAGACACAGAUGGAAGUGGCAUCACCUGGACAUCCUCGCUGGACAGAAAGAUACAAAACCUGCCGGGUGAAGAGAAGGAGAAAAACUCCCUGAAGAGGCUGAAGCAUCUGCAUCAGGAAAAGGUGAACCGUGUUCGCUCUCAGCACCGUAUAAAUGUUCACGGCUGCGACGUUCCCGACCCCGUGUGCACAUUUGAGGAGCUGCAGUCCGAGUAUCGACUACACCCGCGAGCCCUUCAGAACCUGAAAGACGCAGGGUUGAAUUCCCCGACGCCAAUACAGAUGCAGGCGAUACCGCUCAUGAUGCAUGGUCGGGAGCUCCUCGCCUGCGCUCCCACAGGGUCAGGAAAGACUUUGGCUUUCUGUCUCCCGCUGCUCGCCCACCUGCAGCAGCCCGCCAACCUCGGCUUCAGAGCUGUGAUUAUCUCCCCGACCAGAGAACUCGCCAACCAGACUUACAGAGAGCUGCUCCGUCUGUCAGAGGGAAUGGGAUUUAGAGUUCACAUCAUAGACAAAGCUUCCCUGGCAGCCAAGAAAUAUGGACCACAGUCGAACAAAAAAUAUGACAUACUCGUCAGUACUCCAAACAGACUCGUCUUCCUUCUCAAGCAGGAUCCUCCAGCUCUCGACCUCAGCAGUGUGGAGUGGCUGGUGGUAGACGAGUCUGAUAAGCUGUUUGAAGAUGGUAAGUCGGGCUUCAGGGAGCAGCUGGCAACAGUGUUUCUGUCCUGCUCUGGUUCGAAGGUGCGCAGGGCUUUCUUCAGCGCCACCUGCACUCCGGAUGUGGAGCAGUGGUGCCGUCUGAACCUCGACAACCUGGUGUCGGUCAACAUUGGACACAGAAAUACUGCUGUGGAGACGGUGGAACAGGAGCUACUGUUUGUCGGUACGGAGAACGGCAAACUGGUGGCCAUGAGGGACAUCAUCAAAAAAGGUUUUCUGCCUCCCAUGCUGGUGUUUGUUCAGUCUAUAGAGCGAGCACGGGAGCUUUUCCAUGAGCUGGUGUAUGAAGGCAUAAACGUAGACGUGAUCCACGCAGACCGCACUCAGCAGCAGAGAGACAACGUAGUGAACAGUUUCCGCUCCGGUAAGAUUUGGGUGUUGAUCUGCACGGCUCUGCUCGCCAGAGGAAUCGACUUCAAAGGAGUCAACCUCGUGCUGAACUACGACUUCCCCACCAGCGCUGUGGAAUACAUCCAUCGUAUCGGUCGUACAGGCCGAGCUGGACAUCAGGGAAAGGCCGUUACCUUCUUCACAGAAAACGACAAACCACUGCUACGCAGCAUUGCUAAUGUCAUAAAACAAGCCGGCUGUCCUGUACCAGAUUACAUGAUUGGCUUCAAGAAGAUACACAGCAAAGCGAAGCGCAGACUUGAGAAAAGGCCUCCCAAGAGAAGCACCAUUUGCACAACGCCUCAUUUCUUAAUGAAGAAAAAGGGCAAAGUUCAAGGACAGAAAGUACAGAAGCAAGCAGCGGACGGAGAGGAUAACGGAGAAGCCAAGACUUCAGAACAGGGACUAAAGAAGAGAAAUAAAACGCCAAAAGAAAAGGGAACAGAAAAACACAAGAAGGCGUCACAGACGACAGGACCAAAUUCCUCCGGAGCAAAGUUUAAAAAGAAGAAAAAUAAGGCACAAAAGAAAUAGAGGAACUGGUACAAGAGGACUGAUAUGAAAAUGAAAUGUUGAUGUUUUUUUUUUUCAUCCUAUGGUGUGAUUUACUACAAGGAUUUCUCAGAGUAUCGGAGUUUAAAAUAAACUGUUUUAUAUAUAGAUGUGUUGUUUUGUUACAUUUGCUCACCUGCAACUUGAGACACAUUCUAACAAACAUUCUUCAAUAAAAAACAUGAAGACUAA
Molecule: messenger RNA, 2300 nt
Organism: Scophthalmus maximus (turbot)
Lineage: Eukaryota; Metazoa; Chordata; Actinopteri; Pleuronectiformes; Scophthalmidae
Gene: ddx52
Product: DEAD (Asp-Glu-Ala-Asp) box polypeptide 52
Exons: 15
Coding region: 75-2090 (671 amino acids)
Biological process (GO): maturation of SSU-rRNA
Cellular component (GO): 90S preribosome
Molecular function (GO): RNA helicase activity; nucleic acid binding; ATP binding
Source: RefSeq, a predicted model, not a curated record